UACUCAUACCGAUGACUCGACGAAUUCUUCUGCCAGGCUGUGACGCAUCGGAUGAGUCGAAACCGCCUUGACAUAUGCUGAAUAUCUCUGUUCAGCUCUCAACGGAUGAUCUCUUUCUCAAUUACCAAGACUCCCACCGCCCAUCGUCACCAUGCCCAUGAUACAGCAGCCCGCGAAUCAAAUCAAAUUGACCAAUGUGUCGCUUGUCCGGUACAAGAAAGGCAAGAAGCGGUUUGAGUUGGCAUGCUACAAGAACAAAUUGCUGGAAUACCGCUCAGGCCUCGAAAAGGAUCUUGACAAUGUCCUGCAAAUCCCCACCAUUUUCCUCAACGCCUCCAAGGGCGAAACCGCCCCGAAUUCCGAACUCGUCAAAGCCUGGCCAAUGCAGGCACAGUCCUCUGAGCCCUCACACGGUGGAAAAUCAAGCGGAAAAGGAGGCAAGAAGGCCAAGGGCAAGUCGGCAGAUGAAGGCGACGAUGAGAAGUCCUGGAAAGAUGCGAUCAUAGAAGAAAUUCUGAAGAAGGGCGAGAUACAAGUCAAUGCCAACGAGAGAAAAGAGUUGUUGGACAGAAUGGAGCGAGAAAUUGUUGAAGAAGUAGCCCAGAGAGUAGUCGAUCCUCAGACCAAGAGAGUGUAUACAACUGGCAUGAUCAAGAAGGGUCUGGACGUACUCUCCAAACAGGGCGGACACGUACCUCCACAAGACUCUCUCGGGCACAAACUUGGCAAGUUGAAUCUAGGAGAAGGCGGCAAGAACGGCGCAGGCCUACCAAAGGGCUCUAGCGAAACAAGUGGCCAGGCAACUCCGAUGACCGACGACGACAACGAAUCGACGGGCACGUCAAAGGGGAAGAGGAGCGACAUGCCCAUGUGGACUGGUGUAGUGACGACGAAAUCAGUCAAGCAGCAAGCCUUGGAAGCCAUUCGGGCGUUGAUAGCCUGGCAACCCAUCCCCGUCAUGCGAGCAAGAAUGAGGUUACGGAUAACUUGUCCAACCAGCGUCGCCAAACAGGCAGCGAAAUCCAAAGCGGCAUCUACAGAGGACAGCGCCGACGGCGAGCAAGGCAGAGGCACCAUCAAAGACAGGAUCCUUUCGUUUGUCGAACAAGUCGAAAGUCAAGACACUGUGGGGGAAGAUUGGGAGGUCACCGGCUUCGUUGAGCCAGGUGCUUACAAGGCGCUGAUGGACUUUUGUACUGCUGAGACAAAGGGCCGAGGAAGACUGGAAGUCCUCGACAUGGCUGUAACGCAUACUGACGACUGAACGAGUAUGCUCGCACGGGGACGGCCACAAACGAACUCAGUUGCCGAAGGAUGGGAAGAGCCUUCUGCCAGAAGAAGGCCCAGUUUUCUGCACUGGCGAAGGUAUACUCACUCAUCCACAGCAUCGGAUGUUGUAUGCUUGUCUCAGCGAUAUCCUUCUAUUGCUGAGACCCUCGUUUGACGAACGAGGAGGAUGCAGCCCCAGAUCAGGAUGACGCUGAUGCUUUCAGGCGGAUGGUAGCGAUACUACUUCGUCAUCCCGACGUUCCGCCACUGCCGUGUAUUCCGUUGCAAUAGUCAACAACAUGAAGCCACUCAUAACAUCUUCUCGUCUUGGGUCAGAUCCAGUCUACCACACGGAUGGAUAAGGGUGAUCAAAUCAUGAACAACUUGAGUGAUCACGUCCAGGAACACCUCCGAAUCGACACCAUCAUCAGAGCCCGAAGCCCGAAGAGCCGUACGACAGCGCGGACUCUCUACUGUUUCAGUACGGAGCAAAUGCAGCGACGAAAGACCUGCACCGGUUAUGACAAGGCGGUCGUGGGCGACAGUAUGACGGAGGAAUGGCCAAUUGCGACCUAUAAAGGGAUUGUUGAUGAGUUGUCAUCAAUAUUCUCAUGAAUUUGGAGAAGGUAUAGAUGUAUCUCUUCAUCUCACAUCAGAUAGAGAGAAAUACUUCUACCUCCAGCUGUACCCGCCCGACCCUUGCCUUUCGAUCACAGGGAUGAGGAGUCUAUAAUGCCAUGCCAAAUCAUCAUAGUCAGGAAGUCCCCUC
Messenger RNA from Exophiala xenobiotica, 2038 nucleotides. RefSeq lists its product as uncharacterized. The transcript has a single exon. NCBI's taxonomy places the organism in Eukaryota, Fungi, Ascomycota, Eurotiomycetes, Chaetothyriales, Herpotrichiellaceae. Gene Ontology annotation, biological process: ribosome biogenesis. Bases 152 to 1264 code for a protein of 370 amino acids. The record is from RefSeq and is a predicted model, not a curated record.